This is a messenger RNA of Patiria miniata (bat star), 1584 nucleotides long. RefSeq lists its product as uncharacterized. NCBI's taxonomy places the organism in Eukaryota, Metazoa, Echinodermata, Asteroidea, Valvatida, Asterinidae. The transcript has 4 exons. The record is from RefSeq and is a predicted model, not a curated record. Bases 86 to 820 code for a protein of 244 amino acids.
GUGAAGAAGCCCUUCUACCAGCUCCUAAGGCCAAAAAAAAGUCUCCGGUUUCUGGAGCGAUGAUGUCUGCAAGCAGGUGCCGGUGAUGUACGCGUUGAUGUCGGGCAAGAAAGCAGGUGACUACAAAGCCGUUCUGCGGGCGGUGAAGAAGGCCCUGCCGGAUGAGUUGGAGCUCCAAGAGGCGAUGGUGGACUUUGAGGCAGGCAUCUGGAAGGCCUUGUCAGCCGUAUUCCCGCAGGUUAAACGCCUGGGCUGCUCGUUUCAUUGGAAACAGGCCGUGUGGCGGAAGAUCCAGGUACUCGGUCUUCAGACAGCGUAUAAGCAGUCCAAGGAUGUCCAUCAACUGCUGAAGGAACUAAUGACCCUACCCUGCCUCCCCGCGGAGAUCAUCGAGACAGUUUUCCAGUCGUUGCGGGAACGAGCAGAGGGGCCUCUGCUUCAGCAGGUGUUCAAGUACGUGCACGACACGUGGAUAACGUCAGAUGUCUGGACGCCGUCUUCCUGGUCAACCUUCCUGUCGAGCAUCCGAACCAACAACGACGUGGAAGGUUGGCACAGCCGCCUCAAUUGGAAGACGGGCCGAGCCAACCUGACCCUCUACGAGCUUAUAUCAGCCCUGCACCGGGAGGCUCUCUCUGUCGGCAUCCAAAUGCGGCUUGUUUCUGAGAAGAAACUCAGCAAGUUUCAGCGGCGACAAUGGAGAAGUCAGCAGGCCCGACUCUUCGCCCUCUGGGAUGAGUUCGUAAGUGGGCAGCGGACAGCUAAACACCUACUACGUGCAGCUGCCAACAUCGUCGGACAGGCGCCAGAUGACAAGUAAUGCACAGAGUCCAUUCUGAGGUUCAUAGUCCAUUCUAAAUAAUGACAGUUAAGAAAUGUAAUUAUAAUCAAACCUUCACGAAUCUUUAACUUCAGUAUUGUGCGUUUACAACUUCAGUAUAAAUAAUGACAGUUAAGGAAUGUAAUUAUAAUCAACCCUUUACGAAUAUAUAACUUCGGUAUUAUGCGUUUACUUUUACAUUCUGAGGUCAACACGACAUCCUGAAUAACAGUUAAGGAAAGUAAUUAUAAUUAACCCUACACGAAUCUAUAACUUCAGUAUUGUGCGUUUACAACUUCAGUAUAAAUAAUGACAGUUAAGGAAAGUAAUUAUAAUUAACCCUUCACAAAUCCAUAACUUCAGUGUUGUGCGUUUACUUUUGUUUUUCAAAUUUUAUGAAGUGCGAAUUUAUUUCGAAUGCAUGUCCCGAAUGGUAUCCUAGUGAGGGAUAUGACUUCACGAAUCCAACUUCAGUAUAAAUAAUGUAAGUUAAGGAAUGUAAUUAUAAUCAACCCUUCACGAAUCUAUAACUUCAGUAUUGUGCGUUUACAACUUCAGUAUAAAUAAUGACAAUUAAGGAAUGUAAUUAUAAUCAACCCUUCACGAAUCCAUAACUUCAGUAUUAUGCGUUUACUUUUGUCUUUCAAAUUUUAUGAAGUGCUAAUUUAUUUCGAAUGUCCCUAGUAUAUAGUAGUCCCUGGUAGCCUAGUACAUCAGGCCUGAGAGAAAAAUGGUGAGAAGAUGUCAUAAUAACACUUGACAAA